UCUGAUUGAAAAUGGCGGCAGCUACUUUGAGUCCUCAUCCAUGCAUACGUGGUGAGUGGGACGUGGAGGAAGAGAUACCAGCUGAACUGAUGGCAGACCUGGAUAUACCUGGCUACACCUGGCUAUACCUGAGUCUAUCUGACUCUACCAGGCCGGUCAGAAACUUUGCCACCCCAAAUAGAAGAGCUGGCAAGACCACAGCCACUGGACGAGACCACGGUCGCACACGACCAGAGGAUCACACACAGCAGCAAGCAGGAGACCAAUACACACACGAGGAGGCCCAGCUCCGAGGGACAUGUAAUGUUACCCCUGCAAAAGGGGUUUCAUUCAAGCUCCCACACAUCCUGCUGACAAACGCACAUUCCCUCCAAAACAAGGUGGAGGACCUGAGAGAUCGCAUGAGGGAGGAGUUACAGAGCCCUGACCUCAUGUGCUUCACUGAGACCUGGCUGAAGCAGGAGGAUUUCUCUGUUGUUGAUGAGAAAGGUUACAAUGAGACCCAUUAUCCUCGUGAUCCAAAGAAGACAAACAAGAUACGAGGAGGAGGUCUGGGAGUUUUAAUAAAAGACAGUGUCCAAGCCAAGGAGAUGUAUGAGAAUCAAACCCCAAACUAUCAAUUAUUCGCCUUUUCAUAUGAGGCACAAAACCAACCUCCACUCUACUUCAUUCUGUUGUACAUGCAACCAGGAGCAGAACGCAGAAGCACAAAAGAGGAGAUUGAACAAUACUACCGCAAAGGUCUAAACUGGUCUGAAGGGGGCCCUGUCUUCAUCCUGGGUGAUUUCAACUGGUAUGAGUUUGAUGAGAAAGGUAUGUUUAACGUGGAGCAGUAUGUGACCUGCCCCACGAGAAUAAACAAGCUCCUGAAUAAAAGAAAAGAAUACACGCUCCUGGACAAGUGCUAUGGCAACGUCCCAGAGGCCUACACAUCCCAGUGCAAACCCCCGCUGCGUUCCACAGACAACACGCAAUCCGACCACAACGUCAUUCUGUUGAUCCCAGAACGCACAACAUGUUCACAUUCCCAAUGUGAAACAUCAGGACACCGUUGUGACACCUGUGGGCGAGUGUGUGGCUCACGCAUCGGCCUCCACAGCCACAUGCGACGACACCAACCUAGCACGGAGGAGCAACUGUCUUCGAUGGACCGUCUGACAUUGUUUGACUAAGAUCCGUCUGAUUAACGGUCAACCCCUGGCAAAGUGAAAAAGUGAGAAGACAUCCGAUUCCCUACGAGGCCAAAGAGUCUGAGGAACAGCCAGCAGGACUACUAAUGACACGACCACCGACAGCUAUUUUUAGUGCCUGAUGAGCUAAAUGUAUUCAAUAUUAAAUAGGAAUGAUGUAGAGCUAUCUGAAUAUCUUCCAGCUUCUGUACCAGUUUCAUAUGUCACACACUCUACACCAUGAUCUCUUUUCAGUGAUAGUGUAAAUAGCUGGUAAAUAAAAAAUAUAUAUAUUAUAUAUUCAUAAUUAGAAGAAAGGUGGAGGAAUGUGUGACUGAGGAAUCUUUGUGUCUUUACUGUUUCUAACAUUCUUAAUCAUGCUUGAGGUGGAUGACGCUCAUUAGUCUUGAUAUUUAUUCUUAGUCAAUCAUGAAGUUGUAUGUGUGUCUUACUAUAGGCUAGUUUCAUUUUGCAUUUAUAUGUAAGUAGCAAGUUAAUCACAAAUAAAGUGUGUGUGGUGCUAUCUAUACUAUCUAUAAAAUGUUUAUAACCAUCAAUUUCUUAUAACAUUUCCAUAGAUGACUAAUUAUCUGGAAAUUCUGUGGUAUUAAAGACUACCUUCUAUAUCUCUACAUUGACGUACAAUUAAAGAUCAUUCAGAACCAAUAAAAAUGAAA
Messenger RNA from Alosa alosa (allis shad), 1846 nucleotides. RefSeq lists its product as uncharacterized. The transcript has 3 exons. Gene Ontology annotation, molecular function: catalytic activity. Lineage: Eukaryota; Metazoa; Chordata; Actinopteri; Clupeiformes; Clupeidae. The record is from RefSeq and is a predicted model, not a curated record. The coding region runs from base 12 to 1172 and encodes 386 amino acids.